GCUUCCAUCGCCCAUCUACUUCUUGUUUAAAAUGUCUCCCUAACAACCGACCCUGGGACUUAAACAGUGGAACUUUUCCAGCGGUCCAAACGCCUCCCGAGAGUCAUUCGUGUUUAAACAAAUGAAAUGUACCAUUUUUAUGGUAUAUUUGUUUUCUAUUCACGGGAGACGGAAUGGCUGGAACUGGCGAGGGAAAGAAAGAAGAGGCCGACUACAAGAGACUACACAGCUUCCCUCUCAUCAGGCACACGGACAUGCCGGAGGAAAUGCGUGUGGAGACAAUGGAGUUGUGUGUAACCGCGUGUGAAAAAUUUGCCACCAACAAUGAGAGCGCCGCCAAAAUGAUUAAGGAAUCCAUGGACAAGAAGUUUGGCAGCUCGUGGCAUGUGGUGAUCGGCGAAGGCUUCGGUUUUGAGGUCACGCACGAAGUCAAGAACUUGCUAUACAUGUUCUUUGGUGGAAGUCUUGCCGUAUGUGUUUGGAAGUGCUCCUAGCACUCACACGUGAAGACAAAAGACAUCUUUCUCCAUUCAGUGAAAGGAAAACCAGCCGCCAGUUGGACUGGCUAAAAAAGUCACCGAGGACAAGGACUACUUGGACUUGUGGAGUCCAAUUUUGACUCGCCGAGACCUGACAGCUUCCUGCCUUAUCUCACAUUUCUUUCUUUACAAGCAUUUUUGAUGGUGUCACACUCAAUUUGAGAAAAUUCCACAACCGGCCAGGGUAUCCUAACACCUUUGUCCUAUUUCCUCUGCAGGGAGCGUCUGGUGUGCGGGUGUGCUGGACACACCGAACACGCACUAUUCUUUUUUUAACACUCACCCAACAACACUACAACGUCCUCGUCAUCGCUUGACUUUUCUUACAAUUUAACACACUUGUCUUACAAUACAAUGUUUUUUAUAUUUUUGAAACGUGUACAUAGUUUGAUGCAACUUUGAACGAGUGUCAUCUUCUUACAAAUGACCUGAUCUACCUUUUUUUUCCUGCUGUGAAGGUUUUUUAUAAUAACCCGGCAUGUUUUGUUCCCGUUUAAACGGUGCCGACUGAAUAUGUGGAUGAAGCGGACCCGGAAGUGUUCCGACUCGGGCCAUAAAAGAGGCGGAACUGCCCUUGUGAACAGUCAUCCGUAAGGAAAGAGCUAAGUGAUAUAAUACACAGUGAUGAUAAUAAAUUGAAAUGUGAAACAGUAGACUUUUUCGUUUUGUCUGAACUUAGCAGGAAAGUAAAACCACAGAAGCAAGUCAAACUCAAAACACACUCAAGCAAAUUAAUGCCAAUAAAAGAUGAGUACUCACAAGGUUCCUGCAGGUCCUUAAAAAGUCUUAAAUUUAAAAUCCGCAUAAUCAAAGUCCUAAAUUGUCUUUAAUGGAAAAUUACAGUUGGUAUUAUUUUCUAGACGAUGCAUUUAAUGCCAGGGAAAAACCUACAGUGGUACCUCUAUUUAUGAACGUCUCUACAUACAGAAAUUUCAGGUUAAGACUCCCCUCAACAGGAAAAUAUUGCUUCUUGUUACAGGAAUUAAUUUCAGGAUACGAAAGGCAAAAAUACAGUAUGGCUGGUACUCGCAGCUCCCAGAGUUCCCUGAUGGUAACAUACUUAUAGCUGCUCUGCCAUUGGCUAUUGCCUAGCAUUCCUGGUAUGCAAUUGGCUAAGAGGGACCUCCUAGUGUACAGUGGGGCAAAUAAGUAUUUAGUAAACCACCAAU
Corythoichthys intestinalis (scribbled pipefish) is the source of this 1708-nucleotide messenger RNA. Its product is annotated as dynein axonemal light chain 4. NCBI's taxonomy places the organism in Eukaryota, Metazoa, Chordata, Actinopteri, Syngnathiformes, Syngnathidae. Gene Ontology annotation, cellular component: dynein complex. Bases 174 to 494 code for a protein of 106 amino acids. Gene Ontology annotation, biological process: microtubule-based process. The record is from RefSeq and is a predicted model, not a curated record. The transcript is spliced from 4 exons.